Messenger RNA from Staurois parvus, 301 nucleotides. NCBI's taxonomy places the organism in Eukaryota, Metazoa, Chordata, Amphibia, Anura, Ranidae. The record is from the annotation of a GenBank genome assembly.
GCGCUGCCUUUCAGUGCCACCUAUCAAUGCCAGUCAGUGCUGCCUAUCAGUGCCAUCAGUGUCGCCUAUCAGUGCCAGUCAGUGCCGCCUAUCAGAGCCACCUAUCAGUGCUGCCUAUCAGUGCCAUAUAUGAGUGCUGCCUUUCAGUGCCCAUCAGUGAUGUCUGGCAAUGCCCAUCAGUACCACCUACCAGUGCCUCCUCAUCAGUGCCCAUCAGUGCAGUCUAUCAGUGCCCACCACUGCAGCCUCAUUAGCGGUUAUCAGUGAAGGAGAAAAAUCACUUAUUUACAAACUUUUAUAA